Aspergillus japonicus CBS 114.51 is the source of this 1545-nucleotide messenger RNA. RefSeq lists its product as uncharacterized. NCBI's taxonomy places the organism in Eukaryota, Fungi, Ascomycota, Eurotiomycetes, Eurotiales, Aspergillaceae. The transcript has a single exon. Bases 1 to 1545 code for a protein of 514 amino acids. The record is from RefSeq and is a predicted model, not a curated record. Gene Ontology annotation, molecular function: glycosyltransferase activity. Gene Ontology annotation, cellular component: membrane.
AUGCGUCGGUUUUACCAAGACAACCGUCGCGUCCCGCUCGGGAUCAUCCUGGUGACCGUCUGUCUCUUCCUCUACCAUUUUGCCCUCGAUCGCCCCCCAUGGGUCUCGUCGACUGCGUAUACCACGCAAACACCCUACCAAGCAGGAGAGGCCACUGUAGUUGUGCACCCCUCACCUCCCUUCGUCGCCGAAGAUGAAAACACCUCCACACCGCAGAAACCCGCUCCCUCGGCGGUAGCCUCCUCCGCUUCCUCCACCUCCUCUGCCUCCGACAAAAUCACCACCACCACCACCACCACCUCCUCCUCCUCCUCCUCCCUCACCGUCAACGACAUCGUGCUCAUGUUCAAAACCGGCGCCUCCGUCCUCUGGAAACGCGUCCCCAUCCACCUCACCACCACCCUCGCCCCCACCCGCAUCCCUCCCGCCAACGUCCUCCUCUACUCCGACAGCCCCGAGACCAUCGGCGCGUGGACCUUCAUCGACGUCCUCGCCAACACGACCAUCAGCGACCCCGAGAUCGCCCUCCCCUACCGCCAACAGGCCGACCACGACUUCCGCCAGAACUACGCCGAGAUCAACAACGUGUAUCCGGGUGAUAACUCCGGCCCCGCGGGCGGCUGGAAGCUCGACAAGUACAAGUUCCUGCCGCUGGUGCAGCACGCGGGGCGCGCCCGCCCGGACGCCAAAUGGUACAUUUUCAUGGAGGAUGACGCCUACCUCUUCCUGCCCAACCUCCUCGCGCACCUGGAGCGCUUCGACCACCGGCAACCCUGGUACUUGGGCAGCGUCGCCUGGAUCCAUGGGGAUUAUUUCGCGCACGGUGGGUCCGGGUUCGCCAUCUCGCGCAAGGCGUGGGAGAUGGCGUUUGGGGGUGGGAAAGUCAAUAUCGAGGAGAAGUAUGCUGAAUUCACGGCGCAGCAUGGGUGCGGGGACCACAUUCUCGGCCAUGUGCUGAAGGAGAGUGGCGUGGGGUUCGGGGAGCAUCCGGAGGCGGAGGACAGUCGCUUCAGCUACGGGUUCAAUCCCGAGGCGCAUUGGACGAGCUGGUACGAGCAGGAGAACUGGUGCAAGCCCGUGUUUAGCUGGCACCACACGCACAACCGCGAUGUGGCCCGGUUGUACGAGUUGGAGAUGCGGUGGGGCGACGUGCAGGCCCGGGGCCCCAUCCGGUACAGGGAUGUGUAUGAGGCGAUGGUGCUGCCGUACUUGCGGGAGCGGGUGGAGUGGUGGGAGAAUGGCGCGGCCAAGUACGAUAUCCGCUCCAGUAAUGUCAAGGCAGUGACGGUGCCAGAAACCGUCACCAAGCCGCAGGCCUGGAAGGAGGCCUGGAUGUCGGUGGAUAGGUGCGAGGCUGCCUGCGUAGCCUGGGGCGAGUGCGUGCAGUGGAGCUUCUAUGAGGAUCGAUGUAUGCUCGAUAGUAUGAUCCGGCUGGGAAGCGGGAUCCCCGAGGGCGAUUCCAGACGGCAGAGCUCGCUACCGUGGACCAGUGGCUGGUUGACGAGGAGAGUCGAGCAUUGGAACGCGGCCUGUAGUGACCUGUAA